CUACCUUUAAAGAUUUAAUCAAUAAAUUACAAAAAUAAUAAUUAAAUUUAAAAUUCUGAAAUUUUAGAUAGUUCAAAUAAAAUAAAUAUGCUAGAUUGGAUUAUAAUCAUAAUUUGCUUUGCAGGCGUUGCCUUGGCAAGAAUGUAUUUGUUUAAAAAAUCUUACUAGUCAAAAAUGAAAUAUUAUACAGAACCAUCAUUAUUAGCAAAGGAAGUUAUAGCAGAAAAUAAAAGAUAAACAACUGAAAUAUAAUUUUAGAAAACUAUGAACAUUGAAAAAGUUGCAGAAUAGGUUGGUUUCAAUCUUGGAUGUGUUUUGAGAUUAAUUGGAUAAGAAAAACCAGAUUUUGAGUAGAUUUGCGAGAAGCUAAGAAAUAUAUGUCUUUAUAUUAACAUUAUAAAGUAGAUCCAUGAAAAAAAUACUUAAACUCUGACUGAAUACUUAAAAAUAUUAGGAUCAAUCGUUGGGCCACGUUUGGAUACUUUCUCUAAGAUUAGAAAAUAUAUUGAGGAAUAGAACAAAGAUCCCAAAUUGAAAAAGAAGCGUGAUUAAUAUUUAGACAAGUCUGUUGACAGCUACAUUUAGCACAUAGUUGAAGAUUUAAGUGCUUACAUGUUUGGAUUUUGAAUAGAUAUGUUGACUAUAUAUUUCAUUAUUUAAAUUUAACUUUAAGAGUUAGCUUAAUAAUAAUAAUAAUAAUAAUUAAUGUAUCUAUCUUGUUUUAUCUCACCUUAAUAAAUUAAUUUCAUUUAAUUUUUAUAAUUUUAACGCAA
Molecule: messenger RNA, 773 nt
Organism: Tetrahymena thermophila SB210
Lineage: Eukaryota; Ciliophora; Oligohymenophorea; Hymenostomatida; Tetrahymenidae
Product: transmembrane protein, putative
Exons: 3
Source: RefSeq, a predicted model, not a curated record